AUGCAGACUCCUCGAAAGAUUCCAACAUCUAAACCAUUUAAACAAAGGAAAAGUUUAGCAACAAGAAAGUCAGAAGUCAUUGGUAUAAAGGCCAAGUUUCCUACUAAAGUCCCGGUCAUUGUAGAGAGAUACAACAAAGAAAAAUACCUACCUCUCCUUGAUAAAACAAAGUUUCUUGUUCCUCAGGAUCUUUCUAUGUCCCAGUUUGUAAAUAUUAUAAGAAAUCGAAUGGAUUUAUCAGCAACUCAAGCAUUUUAUAUUCUGGUGAAUGAAAAGAACCUUGUCAGUAUGACCUUCACUAUGUCAGAAUUGUACAGGGACCAUAAGGAUGAAGAUGGCUUUUUAUACAUGACCUAUGCAUCUCAGGAGAUGUUUGGGUCAGAGUAUGCUUAUUUAUAA
Molecule: messenger RNA, 399 nt
Organism: Bufo bufo (common toad)
Lineage: Eukaryota; Metazoa; Chordata; Amphibia; Anura; Bufonidae
Gene: MAP1LC3C
Product: microtubule associated protein 1 light chain 3 gamma
Exons: 4
Coding region: 1-399 (132 amino acids)
Biological process (GO): autophagy of mitochondrion; cellular response to nitrogen starvation; autophagosome assembly
Cellular component (GO): cytosol; autophagosome; autophagosome membrane
Molecular function (GO): ubiquitin protein ligase binding
Source: RefSeq, a predicted model, not a curated record